CUUCUUCAACUGUGCUUAAGUACUAUGUAUCGAUCAACACAGUUUGGUAAUUAAGUAUUUGUGUCAUUGGUUGAUAACAUGCAUGUUGGAUUACCAAAAAAUAAUAGUCGUACCGCGAAUAGAUAUGGCCCCCGAGCUCCGACUGUGAACGUAGGUGUUUAGAUUAGGCUUCAAUCUAAAUGUAACCAAUCACUGACUGUUUCACUGAUCACGUGGAUGGAUGUGUAUUUCAAUAGAGACUGCCAUCUUGGAUAUUCAAUUUCAGUUCGAGAUACGUGUUUUUUGCGACAUCGAUAUGUCAACGAAAUAUAUCCAUAACGAUUCGUUGAUGUGAAUUUCGAGACGAUAUAACCCAGCGUUGCGAAGACUGCUACGUCUGCUAAGGAAUUUCAAUUGCAACUACGUCCGGUAUUUUUAUUGUGCGCAAAUCUAGCACAGAUAUAAAUAUAAGGAACAUGCAUUUACCAAAAUAUCCAAAUAUUACUUUGAUAGCAAUCGGAAAAAAGAUACACGUUUCAUGAAGUUCCCAUCAGGGUUAAACCGGCGCAUAAAUUAAUAGUGACAAUGGAAGAAAGACUCACGAAGAAAGAGGCACAGAACUGGCUUAAAUGUAUGUUAGCAACAUAUACGACCAGGGAUGUUCUUGCACAAUUAGCCGACCUCGGAUUCAAAGCGUUUUACACUUGUAUACGAAAUGAUAUGCGUGCACAACGCGGAAUACUGGAAACAACAACGUGUAGUUCUUGUAGUAACCCUUUCAAACAGUGCCCUCUGUGCUCAGAAAUAGGUAUUCAAAUUUGCGACAACCAUCGUUUUAAAAAGGGAAAAUUGAAAGGGCCUUCAUGGAUCAAUUCGGAUUCCACAAAAUGGUGCACUAACACUUGGGAAUUGGCAAAAUGUUACAUGCCUCCCACGGGUUACAGGGAUAAGCCAAAUGCAAAUAGCACAGACUUUAAUGGCAUUAUUGGAGCCAUAUUAAACUGUACCUGGAUGCAGUGCUAUUUCACUGAUGAUCUCAGUAAAGAUCCUAACAUAUGUACAAAGGCACGAGAAGAAGUUAAUAAACUACGACACAUACCGUGCGAGAAAAUAGAUGAUGGGGAUAUGAUCAGCUUCUUCGAUUGUCUUUUAAAUCUUCUAAACGAUCCUGCACACCUUAAGAGUUUUAAGCCAGCUGUUGAUGCACGCACAUAUCUUAAACAGCUUCAGCAAGACACUCUGUCAUUGUCCGAAAAGACGGUAAAAAGCACGUUGGAAAACAUCUAUGAAGACCGGAAGGAAGAUUUCCUUGGACGGUUAAUAGAAUACUACAAGAAAACUUUGAAAAUGGUACCUGUUUCACCGUUCUGGAGUGGUCGUGAAAAAUCGAUUAAGGAUAUCUUUGUACCGAUACAGUUAAACCGUGUCGCAAUCGAAAAAAACGGAUCUCGAAGAGAAACGGAACAAAAAGUAGACACAUACAAGGAUAUGUUUUAUAAAGACAACACAUUGAGCGACCGAGUAUCAAUACAAGGAAAUCCUGGAAUGGGUAAGACUACAUUUCUAGCAAAACUGGUCCUUGAUUGGUGCGAUACAGUUUCGUCAAAAGAUCCGGGACCAAGUUCUUGCUUCGGCGAUUUGGAAACAUUGCAUAAUUUCAGAUUUGUAUUGCACAUAAAACUUCGGGACUCGAUCGGGCAAUGUAAAGUAGUAGAGAUGAUCAAAACACAAAUUAUUGAUGAAAUUUACCAUAAUGAAUUGCAAAAGAUGGAGGCAUACGAUUUACUUGGUAGCAUUAUGGAACGGGAGACAUGCCUUGUAACUCUGGAUGGAUUAAACGAAUGGACCGAUAGCACAAAAGAAAACCCUAUGCCCAAAAUGUAUUCUUUAUGCAAGCGAUGUGUUGUUUUACUCACUUCACGACCCUGGAAAAUGGCUGAUAAGCGUAUCAGAGAUUCUGAAAUCGGCACACUACUAGAAGUAGUUAGAAUAACUGACCCAGAACAGCUUACACACAAUAUGCUGUGUUCUCUUACGACCGACGAUGAAUUGGCAUACAUAGAAUUUAUGACCUACGUUGAGGAACGUAACUUAAAGCAUUUUCUGACGUCGCCUUGGAUGCUGACACUUCUAGUUAAUUUAUGGGUGGACAAAUCGUUUUUGAGUGGAUCAUUAUGCGAAAUAAAUAAAGUUCUCAUAAAGACCCUUUUCAACAAGGGGCUAGCAAAGGAGGAGUUUGAAGAUCCCAGUCCAUUUGAACAUUCACUUUUUGGGCAUCACACAGAGAUUGGUAACGCACUCGCAAAGGUUGCAUUUAAAUACACCAUCGGAAGUGAAAAGUCACUAGUAUUAAGCAAAAAUGUGCUUAUAAGCUCUGAAAUGUUGUCAAUAGAACAACUCGAGUUUGCUAUUAAAUGUGGUGUUUUAAAUGAACGACAUUGCUAUUCAACAGCAUCAUCUAAAUCAUAUGUUUCAUUUCUGCAUGAAACAGUCCAGGAAUUUUUUGCUGCUUCUUAUAUCGGAAAUUUACCGGAAGACACAAUAACGGCUUUGUUUAGCAAAAGUCAUGACAAUUUGUUAGAAAUCAGCCAGGUAAUCAUUUAUCUCAGUGGACUAAUGUGUGAUGUAGCGAAUAAAGUAAUAAAUCAUUUGACAGAAGACGUUCUCAGUAACGUAAACGAAGGACUUGAUCGGUUAAUAACUUGGUCAUAUGACAAGACGACGUACAUAACUUUUCAGGAAACUGUUGUUAAUACGAAAACGAAAUUGAAAUCAAAUCUCAAUAUCAACCUCUCAUCCGACUUGCGUGGUCUUGUUUUAUCUAUUUUAGUGCAGGACAUGAUUGUUACGUGUUAUCACGAGGCUAAAGUCAGCAGACAAAAACAUAUUCGCAUGAAUAUGAGUGAUUUCACAUUUCAUGCAUACCUUAACACAAAUACAUACGAUGAUUUAUUGCAACUUUUAAUGAUGAACAAGUCUAAUGUACGCACGUUAUUGUUAGAACGCCAUGCACUACCAGAAAAACAUAUACUUACAGUUCUUCAACAUUCAAAACAUAGUAUGGAACGCUUGAAGACGUUAGGAUCUCAUAGUAUUAUUUCUGAGUUGCAAAAUAUGAAUUUAAAACAGUUGUCUUUAAUUGGAAAUAUCGACGUGACACUGUUUUUCGGGCUUCUGCCAUCACUGGGUAACCUGACGUUUUUGCGAAUAGAGGAAUUUGAUUUUCACGAAGACAUUUUCCUACCAUCCACUUUAAGAUAUUUAUGUUUACUUAAAAGUAGAUGUUCUGCUGAGUUUGUUGGGCGGCUGCUAGUUCAUUUAUCCCAAGUAAGCCAGCUUGUCCGUUUUAAUCUGGGCGAAGUAUAUACAACGGAAAAUACUGAUUUGUAUAUAGCCAAGUUGCGAUCGCGCAUUAAAGCAUGCGACAUGUCUAAACUCAGUUUAUGCUUUGGGAAGGACGCGAGUCAGUUGUUCAAAAUAUUGAAUGCAUCUAAUUUGGGAGAAAUUACAUUCGAAACGGCUGAUGUAUUCUUAUCUGCAUCGAAACAUCUUCACACACUGAACAAAUUGAAAGAAAUAUGUUUAGCUGGAACAUACAUGGGUUCUUGGAAUUAUCGUCCUGUCAGGUGUGAGCUGGGUGAUGUUCAACUGAUGUCAAUUGAAGUAAACCAUAGAGACGAAUCACAUACACGUGUAUCAGACAUGCGAUCUGAAUUACUGUCACAUAACCUGUCCAAUAUUGAAAUAUGUGUGCAAAACGGCAGUAAAAAACUUUUCGAAAUAUUACGUGAUACAAGUAUAGGGAUACUCGACCUGAGAACGACUGAUUGUGCAUCAUUAGCAUCAGAGAUUCUUCACACGCUAAGCAGCCUAACAAAACUUUAUUUGUGGGGGACCUAUACGGGUCGAUUUGAUCUUAAGCUGCCAGCUUUAUUACAGUGUAUCAGUAUGGAGAAAUGCGAAUGUUCAUCUGAGUGGCUGUGCAGCUUGUUUAUCACACUCUCUUCAUUAGAUCGUCCUGUCAGGUGUCAGCUGUGGGAUGUUCAACUGAAGUCAAUUGAAGUAUACCAUGGAGACGAAUCACAUACACGUGUAUCAGACAUGCGAUCUGAAUUACUGUCACAUAACCUGUCCAAUAUUGAAAUAUGUGUGCAAAACGGCAGUAAGGAACUUUUCGAAAUAUUACGUGAUACAAGUAUAGGGAUCCUCGACCUGAGAACGACUGAUUGUGCAUCAUUAGCAUCAGCGAUUCUUCACACGCUAAGCAGCCUAACAAAACUUUAUUUGACGGGGACCUAUACGGGUCGAUUUGAUCUUAAGCUGCCAGCUUUAUUACAGUGUAUCAGUAUGGAGAAAUGCGAAUGUUCAUCUGAGUGGCUGUGCAGCUUGUUUAUCACACUCUCUUCAUUAGAUCGUCCUGUCAGGUGUCAGCUGUGGGAUGUUCAACUGAAGUCAAUUGAAGUAUACCAUGGAGACGAAUCACAUACACGUGUAUCAGACAUGCGAUCUGAAUUACUGUCACAUAACCUGUCCAAUAUUGAAAUAUGUGUGCAAAACGGCAGUAAGGAACUUUUCGAAAUAUUACGUGAUACAACUAUAGGGAUCCUCGACCUGAGAACGACUGAUUGUGCAUCAUUAGCAUCAGCGAUUCUUCACACGCUCAGCAGCCUAACAAAACUUUAUUUGACGGGGACCUAUACGGGUCGAUUUGAUCUUAAGCUGCCAGCUUUAUUACAGUGUAUCAGUAUGGAGAAAUGCGAAUGUUCAUCUGAGUGGCUGUGCAGCUUGUUUAUCACACUCUCUUCAUUAGAUCGUCCUGUCAGGUGUGAGCUGGGUGAUGUUCAACUGAGGUCAAUUGAAGUAAACCAUAGAGACGAAUCACAUACACGUGUAUCAGACAUGCGAUCUGAAUUACUGUCACAUAACCUGUCCAAUAUUGAAAUAUGUGUGCAAAACGGCAGUAAGGAACUUUUCAAAAUAUUACGGGAUUCAAGUAUAGGGAUUCUGGGCCUGGAAACGACUGAGUGUGCCUCAUUAGCGUCAGAGAUUCUUCACACACUCAAAAGGCUAACAAAACUUUAUUUGAGGGGGACCUAUACGGGUCGAUGUGAUCUCAAGCUGCCAGCCUUAUUACAGCGUAUCAGUAUGCAGACAUGCGAAUGUUAA
Molecule: messenger RNA, 5145 nt
Organism: Dreissena polymorpha
Lineage: Eukaryota; Metazoa; Mollusca; Bivalvia; Myida; Dreissenidae
Exons: 9
Coding region: 565-5145 (1526 amino acids)
Source: RefSeq, a predicted model, not a curated record